UUGUUUGAGGUUAUGUGACCAAUGCCAUGGCAACAACCCCCCUCCACCCCCAAAUGCCAAUUGAAUGACCUCCGACAUCACAAUCACACCCAGUUCACCAUGGUGACGGUCUAAGAUCCGCUCAAUCGCACCAAAAUGUCCAUGGGUUCGGGCUGCCUUCUGAGGAGCAUCCUUCCCAACAAGGCCUGGAGAUACCUCAUGGUCGGCCACCUCCAGCUGCCGGGAGCAGGGGCAAGGAAGAUGUCCAACGGGGCAAUCCGGCGGGGAGGGGGCGCCUUCUCCAAACGGGAGGAGGCUCUGGAAGAAAUGUACUUCAAGAAAAAGGAAAAGGAGUUGAUCGACACGUUGAAGACUCACCACGAGGAGGAAAUCGCAGCUCAGCAGAAGGAGAUCCAACGUCUGCAGGAGAACAUUAAGUGGCACGAGUCAAAGGUGGAGAACCUUGAAGACCAGAAGACCGAUGACACUGAGUGACUGCAUCAGAUGGAGCCGAGACUCUGGCUACUCGGUAUUGCACAAAGGCGGAUGUGUUCCUACAGUAAAUUGUAUCUUUUCAAAUACCAAAUGGGCCUUUGCAUCGUCAAACCUCCAGGAC
Messenger RNA from Leucoraja erinaceus (little skate), 595 nucleotides. RefSeq names its product ATPase inhibitor B, mitochondrial-like. The transcript has a single exon. Gene Ontology annotation, molecular function: ATPase inhibitor activity. The record is from RefSeq and is a predicted model, not a curated record. Gene Ontology annotation, biological process: negative regulation of ATP-dependent activity. Gene Ontology annotation, cellular component: mitochondrion. Bases 136 to 474 code for a protein of 112 amino acids. Lineage: Eukaryota; Metazoa; Chordata; Chondrichthyes; Rajiformes; Rajidae.